Molecule: messenger RNA, 1357 nt
Organism: Anopheles aquasalis
Lineage: Eukaryota; Metazoa; Arthropoda; Insecta; Diptera; Culicidae
Gene: Rilpl
Product: Rab interacting lysosomal protein like
Biological process (GO): cilium assembly
Cellular component (GO): ciliary basal body; cytoplasm
Molecular function (GO): small GTPase binding; dynein light intermediate chain binding
Source: RefSeq, a predicted model, not a curated record
AGACGGGCUAUCGUCUGUAGAAAAAAACAAUAGGGAAAGGCGUUCAUAAUUACAUGUCCUUAUAACAAAGCUCUUCUACCUCUUCUCUCAUUUAAGUUCUUCCGUACAACGACUGCUGAACCGCGAAACGCUCCAAAAUGAAUGUGACCGAAAAAGUUACUGUUGUUAGUGUUGUCGAUGUGUACGAUGUAGCGUACGAAAUCGGGAAAGAGUUAGAAACUAUCAUCGAUCAGUCCGGAGCCAGCGCAGUUUCCGGACUAAUAACGAAAGUAGUGAAUGCGCUGGAAUUGAUGGAAACGCUGACAUGUCAGAAUGAAAGUGAAAAUUCAACUAUCCAAGAGCUACAGGAGAAAAUCACUCAGCUAGAGGCGGAAAAAGAACAAAAAGCCGCCUCUCGUUCGCGAUACGAAAAGGAGCUAGAAGCCAUCGAAGACCAAUGGCGUUUAGAAGCCAAGGAUCUGUUCGUAGUUAUCGAUAAGUUGCAAGAGGAAAAUCGAAAGCUGCAACGGGGCAUCGCAAAGACAGCGACGAACACAGCUGGCGCAAGCCAAGCAUCUAGUUCUUCUAAUGGAGACGACAUGGUCGAUGAAUAUUCUAGUGCAUUGGAGACGGAGCACACACUAGCUUAUAAGAAGUCUUCCGAGCAUAAGUUGCAGCUGUGCCAGUUAGAAGAAAAGCUAAAGCGCCAAGAGAUAGAAAUUUAUGAAAAGAAAUGUGAAAUUGAAACAUUAUCUUGCCAAAAUGAUCGUCUGAAAAAGGUAGUUAGUGAAAGCCGACGGCGGCAAAAGCUAUCCCACAAUCAGAUCAUUACGCUAUGCGAAGAACGAGCCGACUUUCUAGCUCAAAUUCAGAAUCAACACCAUGAGAUCAAAGCACUGCGGAACCAGCUCGGUCUGGCAGAGCAGGAAAACCAAGAUCUUUUAAAUCUGGCAAAUGAAGACGAACGUCCACGAUUCUCAACUAUUGAAUUGAAAGAAAUGCUUACGGACAGAAACGAGCUUAAAGCCCGCGUCAGCGAUCUGGAACAAGAACUUAUGACCUGCCAGGCUGUUGGGGGUACUGAUGUCGUUGAUUCGGGUGAUUCAACGCAUCCGGUUGCUGGUUGUUCAGAACAGCCGUCCGAUGACUUCAGCGAACUGCCCGUGCAAGGACCGCUGCCCUAUGAGCCUGAUGACGCACCUUGGAAGAAAAGUAACGAAAGCGGCAUCAGAAAAUUCUUCCGCAAGUUGUUUAACGAAAAUUCAUCCGACUGUUCUACCUUUUCCCAGCGAUCGUUGUCUACCUUAUCAAAGAUGGCACUGUCGUCAGGUCCGCACAGCGAUAUACCUAUUUAAACAGUCGUCUAUGACAUCCGAUC